AUGAAAAACGAUCAUCGUCGGUGGACAUGGGAAACGCCCAAUGGCGCGACUCGUGCGGAGAUCGACCACAUACUCACCAACCGGAGGUGGUGUCUACUUGACGUCUCAGUAGUACCAUCCUUUUGUAGUGGUUCUGAUCACCGUCUCCUUCGUGCGAAAAUACGACUUAGCCACACGAUGGAAAAGAACAUCUGCUAUCGGCAACGAAGGAGAAAAGAAGUCGUCUACGACGAUUGCGUACUCGAGGACUCCUUGUCCCAAGGUGACUGGCACAUCGAGGAGGACCCAAACGUGGACUACGAGAUGCUGCUCAGAGGAUUACGAGCCUGUGCUGAGCGUGCCUCGAAGCCGCGCACGACAAACUUGGAUCGAAUUUCGAAGACCACCAAGGAAUUGUUGGAAAGAAGAAGGGCUUUGAGGCUUGAUCCGAAUGCAUCGCACAUUGAGCGGUUAGUAGCAAACACUAGCUGCAGAGAAGCGUUGCAGGAGGAUCUUUUGAAGUACAGGCAGAAGAAGAUUCUAGAAGCAGCACAAAGAAGAACGAGUCUAAAGAAGUGCCGCAGGGAUCUCCGCGAAUAUAAUAUUCCGCUAGCAACCUUGCUGAGCGAAGACGGGACUCGCACGUCUUCUCGUCGUGAGAUGGAAAUCAUUACGGAGAGGUUCUACUCGAACCUUUUCCGUUCAUCAACUCCUGUGUCAAGCCCGAUCAUCCCCACUGGUGAAGCUCCACCACGGAUUCUCCCUUCGGAAGUACGAGUCGCUAUCAAGAGCAUGAAACCUGGCACAGCCCCCGGACCUGAUUUCAUAUCAGCAGGCUUUCUUCGGGCUGGUGGCCAUCCGCUUCAUGUAAUCUUAGCAGCGCACAUGACAUCCUUCCUUCAGAAAGAAAGGAUCCCAGACCAGUGGAAGACCUCGCGAACCGUUCUUAUCCAUAAGAAAGGUGACCGAGAGGACCUUCGGAACUACCGUCCGAUAUGCUUGCUGAGCGUGUUAUACAAAGUAUUCACCAAGAUCAUCCUCACACGCAUAUCUAGGACGCUGGAUGAAGCCCAGCCUCAAGAACAAGCUGGAUUCCGCCAGGGGUUCAGCUGCUUGGACCACAUCCAGACCGUGUCGAGGGUCAUAGAGGUUUGCCGGGAAUACCGCCUGCCCCUUGUUCUAACCUUCGUCGACUAUGAGAAAGCCUUUGACAGCGUAGAAACGAAUGCAAUACUGUCAGCGCUGGUCGAUCAAGGUGUGGACGCGUCGUAUGUGAGGACAUUAGCCAAUUGCUACGAACGAUGCACGACUAGGAUACAGCUUUUCCACCGCCCUCUCACCAUACCCAUUGGAAAGGGGGUACGACAAGGCGAUACUAUAUCGCCGAAGCCUUAUGCAUUGCAAUGGAUAAUGAAAUCACUAUCCUGGGAAGAAAGGGGCAUACGUGUUGAUGGAAGAUUUCUUUCGAACCUUCGUUUCGCGGACGACAUCGUUCUCUUUUCGAGCAGUACCAGUGAAGCAGAAACGAUGCUCAACGAAUUGAACGAAGCAGGGAAGAGAAUAGGACUACGAAUAAAUAGAAAAAAUACACAGUUCAUGAAGAACGCCCACUGCGAGGACGGAGGACUACAACUUGAAGGCUCCCAAAUCGUGGAAACUCCGUCAUACGUAUACCUCGGACGUUCUAUGAACAUGGAAAACGACUUGAAGGAAGAACUGAAUAGAAGAAUGAGAGCAGCAUCGGCAGCAUUCGCAGCCGUCAGGGAAGCUACGGACAAACUGACGGACCAAGAUCUUCGUGCCCAUCUGUUCGACUCGACAGUCCUUCCAUCGUUUUGUUACGCAGCGGAGACGUGGGCAGACACCGCGGUCAAGCUAGGAAGCCAGGAAGCUACUUACUACCCACAGAGCCCUUGA
Messenger RNA from Necator americanus (New World hookworm), 1896 nucleotides. RefSeq lists its product as uncharacterized. Lineage: Eukaryota; Metazoa; Nematoda; Chromadorea; Rhabditida; Ancylostomatidae. The record is from RefSeq and is a predicted model, not a curated record. The transcript has a single exon. The coding region runs from base 1 to 1896 and encodes 631 amino acids.